Peronospora belbahrii is the source of this 1314-nucleotide messenger RNA. The record is from the annotation of a GenBank genome assembly. Lineage: Eukaryota; Oomycota; Peronosporomycetes; Peronosporales; Peronosporaceae.
AUGAUUCAGCUUAUACAAAGGAGUACCGUAGAGAGCAAAAAACGCGUUUGGACCAAGUACGGUAAAUCACCUCCUAGGACGGACGGAAUGGCACGAGGGAAGGCAGAUCGAGCAUUAACAGUCGGCAAAAAGCUCGAGAUUAUUGAAGAAGCAGAUCGUACAGGUUUGAUUGCUAUUACAGCCCAAAAAUACGGUGUAAAAACUGGUCAAAUUCGUGAUUGGAAGAAAAACGUCGAGCGACUGCGUGCGACGGAUCCGUCACGCCUUGUAUGUGCUAGUACAAUCCAGCGUGGUCAUUUGGUAUUUAAUGAAACCUAUGCGCAGUAUUGGGUUGGUUACAAUAAAUUUUGUAGCAAUCAUACCAACUAUGACGACCUUAAGAACGCCUUGCGUGUUACUCAUAAGGACAUUUUGCAUCAAGGUGUUAAUGGGUUUAAUUAUCCAGCCACGAUUGACCCCUGUGCAAUACAUUUGUUAGAGUGUCCUGAAAACAAUGGGUUCAAUACGACGGAGGAGAUGAAAACGUUAUACCUGAAGGACAUGACGACAUUACGGGAUCAACUCCAUGAGUUUUUGGGUUCAAAACCGUUUCCAACAAAGUUUUUGUACUUUGUAACUAGAUUAGAUUUCGUCAAGCCGGAUCCAGACGAGCACUUGGACGAAGAGAUGAACGGAGGUUCCAAGACAGGAGAGGUCAAGCCAGUGGACCAUGUGGUUGGCGUGGAAGACAUUAUUUCGUUCUACGUUGCAAUCUGCGGGAACGGAUCCGUGAUGGUACCAAUGUCGAUCUUUCCUCCAACGGAGGAGUGGCACUGGGAACGGAAGAAACCUAUCAAGUUGCGUCACGCACACAGUAUACACCGCACUAAAAUGAACGAUCCGGACGAAGCCCUGCAGUUUUUCGCGGUGACGUGGAAAAAGUUUUAUGAUGAGGAGGCCAAGUAUGUCGACAAGUUUGCGUUCAUUCUAGACUAUGCGAUUGAGGAGUUUCGUGCACCUCGGUUCCUGGAUGGUUUAAAGCAGCAGGAUGGCUACAAUAAGUACUGGACCACCAUGUACUCGGUGCGCAAUCCGCUGCGGCUUUCGCGUUUUGAGGAUACACUUUCAAGUUUUGUGGUUGAAGAGUGGCGCAGCAUUCUUCAGAUGAAGAAAUCCACCCAGCCCAAUGACUACCGCAAAUGUGUGGCUUUUUGGUUUUAUUCCGCUUGGGAAUUCUUUGCUGGUGACAAUGCACGCGCAGCGUUUCGAAGUUGUAACAUGUACCUUGAGGACAAGGCUGUAUGGGGUGCGGGGGAGAGCGACAGUGUAGUUUGA